AUGACAACAGUAGUACCAACAAGUAAGAUUGAACUUAGAUUCAAAUGUAGUAGACUUGCAAACCUUGAUAUGCUCAGUCUUUCUGAUCCCAUCUUGGCAGUCUAUCAACAAGAUCGUGCAGCUAAAUGGGUAAAGGUUGGAACAACUGAAAAGAUUGAUAACAAUCUCAAUCCUCAAUUCAAGACACCCGUGAUGGUUGAUUACUUUUUCGAAGAGGUUCAGAAUCUUAAAUUCACAGUAUACGAUGUAGACAAUGACAAGGCACUCGAAUCUCAAGAUUACAUUGGUAGUGCAAUCACUACUCUUGGUGCCAUCUUAUCAAAACCAGGACUCACCCUCGUAUUACCUCUUACCAAUCAAAAGGGUAGACCUGCAGGAUCGGUUCAAGUCACUGCCGAGGAAAUCGAUCAAAGAUCAUCUGGACAAAACUUUCGAGUUCAAGUACAAGGAAAUGGUCUAGACAAGAAGGAUUUCUUUGGAAAGAGUGAUCCUUAUUUCUUUAUUUCAAAAAUGACUCCUUCUGGUUUUGCAAAGGUUUAUGAAAGUCCUGUUAAAAAAAAUACUCUUGAUCCAGUUUAUAGUCAAAUUGAUAUUCCAAUUUCAACAUUAAAUGGUGGAGAUAUGACAAGACAAAUUAGAUUUGAUUUUUAUGAUUGGGACAAGGUUGGAUCACAUGAUUAUAUUGGAAAUUUUGUUACAAGUGUUGAUGAAAUUUUAAGAGGAACAACCAAAUUUGAUUUAAUCAAUGAAGAGAAAAAGAAGAAAAAGGGAUCAAAGUAUACAAAUUCUGGUGUCAUUUUAUUGUAUGCCAAGCUUGUUAGAGAUUAUCAAUUUUUGGAAUACAUUGUUGGUGGAUGUGAAAUUAGUUUGAUUGUUGGUAUUGAUUGUACAGCCAGUAACAAACCUCCAUCUGAUCCAACCAGUCUUCACUUUAAGCAUCCAACCGAACCUAAUCAGUAUGCAAAGGCUAUCGUAUCUAUUGGAAAUGUAUUGGCACCAUACGAUUAUGAUGGCCUAAUCCCAACCUAUGGUUUUGGUGGUAUCGUUCCAGGACAAUCACGUGUUAACCAUUGUUUCCCAAUGAGCUUAAACGAUGCAACCGUCUGUGCUCAAGGUGUAGGUGGUAUUCUCGACAUGUAUUACAAUAAUAUUGGUCGUGUCCAACUUCAUGGACCAACUUAUUUUGCUCCAAUCAUUAAUCAAGUCGCUCAAACGGCUGCUCAAGGUUCAAAUCAACAAACUCAAAAGUAUACAAUUUUAUUAAUUAUAACUGAUGGUGAAAUUUUAGAUAUGGAGAAUACAGUUGAAGCCAUUUGUAAGGCAUCAGUUUUACCAUUAUCAAUUGUUAUUAUUGGUGUUGGUAAUGCAGACUUUUCAAACAUGGUUAAAUUGGAUGGUGAUGAUGGUCUUUUGGUUAGUACCACUGGUUUGCGUGCCGAACGUGAUAUUGUUCAAUUUGUAGCAUUGAGAGAUUCUCUUGGUGGUCCACACCUUGCCGCUGAAACACUUCGUGAAAUCCCAGGUCAAUUAACAUCCUUUUUCAAGAAAUAUAAUAUUCAUCCAAACCCACCAAGACAUUUUGUUGAAUCACCCUCUCAACAACAAAUGAUGGCUCAAGGAGCUCCUAUAGUUGUAGGUCCAGGUCCAGGUCAAUUCCCUCCACAACAACCAGGUCCAGGUCAAUAUCCAACUCCACCACAAGAAAAUCCACACGCUCCAGUUUCUUUGGAAAAGAGACCCUAA
This is a messenger RNA of Cavenderia fasciculata, 1743 nucleotides long. It is a transcript of the gene cpnA, whose product is annotated as phospholipid-binding protein. Gene Ontology annotation, biological process: cellular response to calcium ion. The transcript is spliced from 4 exons. The record is from RefSeq and is a predicted model, not a curated record. NCBI's taxonomy places the organism in Eukaryota, Evosea, Eumycetozoa, Acytosteliales, Cavenderiaceae. Gene Ontology annotation, cellular component: plasma membrane. Gene Ontology annotation, molecular function: calcium-dependent phospholipid binding. Bases 1 to 1743 code for a protein of 580 amino acids.